AUGGCGGACCAGAACCCAUCCCAACCCACCAACAUGGAUCCUACACCAUACCAGAUCCCCAGUCUGUCCCCGGCAAACUCCCAAGGCAACGUUCCGACCAUGUCCUCCCCAGUCCCUCUUCUACGCCCUGCGAUACCUGGCGCCCGAUCGAGUGGUGCCCGAGCACCAAGAUUGGGGCUCGCCAUCCCGCCGUCCCCCAAUGCGAAGCCUGUGGGCAACCAGCCCGCCCCGCCGGCUCCUCGUGCGUUGCCCACCCUACACCUUGCCACUCCGAUGGGCAGCCAAGGCUUGCCUUACGAGCAGCCUCCUCGACUGAACACGAGUGUUCAGGGCCACUCUGCCAGCGGAGGCAGCGAGAGCAGCGCGGCCCACUCGAGAUCGGGCAGCUUUGGACCCCUGGAUGGACGUGCCAGUAACCCCACCUCGGCCGGUUCGCAAUACUCGGCUCUUUCCUUUGCCUCCCAGUAUGGUAUUGGGGGGUCAAGACCCCAGGGCACCCCUGACCCGGUAUCCGCCGUCGGGUCUCUCUACUCGGAACGUAGCGAGGGUGGUGUUGGUAUGGAGAGAGACAACAGCCUCCAAGGCUUGGAACAGUUUGAUAAGCUUAGUUUGGAGAAGGCGAGGUCUCUGGACGUGGAAGACCUCGACGAUGAUGGCUGGAGGAUUGCCAGUCUCGAGUCUAGGAUCGAAGAGCUCGGCAACCUCGGCGAAGGUGCUGGCGGUGCCGUGACAAGAGCCAAGCUCAAGGGCGGCAAGACUGUCUUUGCCCUGAAGAAACAAAUCGUUCGAGAGCUCAACUUCAACAAGGGCUGUGCAUCAGAGCACAUUUGCCGGUACUACGGCGCCUUCGUCGACCCUGCCACUGCCACCAUUUCUAUCGCCAUGGAGUACUGCGAGGGUGGCUCGCUCGACAGCAUCUACAAAGAGGUCAAGAAACUCGGUGGCCGCACCGGCGAGAAGGUCCUCGGCAAAAUCUCAGAGGGCGUUCUGCGUGGCUUGACGUAUCUCCACGGACGACGCAUCAUUCACCGUGACAUCAAGCCGUCUAACAUCUUACUCUGCCGCAACGGCGAGGUCAAACUGUGCGACUUUGGCGUCUCGGGCGACUUUGGAACCAAGGGCGAGGCCAACACGUUCAUCGGUACCAGCUAUUACAUGGCGCCCGAGCGAAUCACGGGACAAAGCUACACCAUUACCUCUGACGUGUGGUCCACUGGCGUUACACUGCUUGAGGUUGCGCAGCAUCGGUUCCCAUUCCCAGCCGACGGGACCGAGAUGCAGCCUAGGGCAGGACUCAUUGACCUGUUGACCUAUAUCGUGCGGCAGCCGAUACCCAAACUCAAGGACGAGACUGAUGUCACUUGGAGUGACAACUUCAAGUACUUUAUCGAGUGCUGUCUCGAGAAGGACCCAACCCGCCGUGCAAGCCCAUGGCGGAUGCUCGACCACCCCUGGAUGGUCGAGAUGCGUUCAAAGCGUGUCAACAUGGAGAAAUACCUGUCACAAGUAUGGGGUUGGGACAACCCAAAGGCGGAAGCGUAA
Messenger RNA from Verticillium alfalfae VaMs.102, 1542 nucleotides. RefSeq names its product MAP kinase kinase MKK1/SSP32. Lineage: Eukaryota; Fungi; Ascomycota; Sordariomycetes; Glomerellales; Plectosphaerellaceae. Gene Ontology annotation, molecular function: ATP binding; protein kinase activity. The record is from RefSeq and is a predicted model, not a curated record. The transcript is spliced from 4 exons. Gene Ontology annotation, biological process: protein phosphorylation. Bases 1 to 1542 code for a protein of 513 amino acids.